UGGGCUGCAGCCUCCUGCAAGAGAACAUUUGUCCAUGUUUUCUGGAACCUCGUGAGAACUCUCCAGAAAUAAAUGAAAUGAAGAAGGUUAACAGAGAUCUGCAGAUGGAGACUGAAAGGCUGGUGUAUGGGGGACGGUAUGACGGAAGACAGGACUUUGCAGUAGUGCUGCAGCCUUUCUUCGAGAACUCUGCUGUUGCAAUGGUCGAAGAUGGCACACCAGACCUGACUUUCUUCUCUGUGGAUUGUUUUCAUUUCUCUGAACGUGGACAGGCAGAGAUGGCAAUUGCGCUCUGGAACAACAUGCUGGAGCCUGUGGGCAGUAAACAAAACUACAAUAAUUUCACAUAUGACCGCAGUAAGAUCCAGUGUCCCACAAAGGAGCAACCCUUCAUCUUUACAAUAAUAAAUAGUGUCUCUGAUGUUCUUACAACUGCCGUACCCACCACAGUUGCACCAGGCACCCCUCUCCCCGCAGAUUGCUCCAGUGAUUCUAUACCGGCCUGGGCAGCUGCUGUUCUGGCUGUAGGAGGCUUGAUUAUUGGUUGGAUUGUAACUUGGAUCAUCUUCUACUACAGAGAACGAAAGAACAGAAAGAAAAACCAAAGCACAGAAAUGAAUGGAACUAAGUUCUAAUAAGAUUUUUUUUAAACACAGAUAUAUAAAUAUAUAAUUGUAUAAUAUAAACUAAACCCACCCCUAAGCUUUCCCUUUUUGCAUUUUUUAAAUUAAAAUCAUAUUUAUUUCAUAAUGUUUU
Molecule: messenger RNA, 756 nt
Organism: Carassius auratus (goldfish)
Lineage: Eukaryota; Metazoa; Chordata; Actinopteri; Cypriniformes; Cyprinidae
Product: phospholipase B1, membrane-associated-like
Exons: 6
Coding region: 78-635 (185 amino acids)
Biological process (GO): phospholipid metabolic process
Cellular component (GO): brush border membrane
Molecular function (GO): A2-type glycerophospholipase activity; retinyl-palmitate esterase activity; phosphatidylcholine lysophospholipase A1 activity
Source: RefSeq, a predicted model, not a curated record